Messenger RNA from Camelina sativa (false flax), 426 nucleotides. Lineage: Eukaryota; Viridiplantae; Streptophyta; Magnoliopsida; Brassicales; Brassicaceae. The record is from RefSeq and is a predicted model, not a curated record.
CUUCAAGUCGCUGUUUUAGUUAACAACAUCGGUGUUUUGAUCGUCUACAUGAUCAUCAUUGGUGAUGUGUUGGCUGGAAAGACAGAAGAUGGAACCCACCAUUUCGGUGUUCUUGAAGGAUGGUUCGGUCACCAUUGGUGGAACGGAAGAGCUGCUAUUCUUCUUAUUACAACUCUUGGUGUGUUUGCUCCUUUGGCUUGCUUCAAGCGAAUUGAUUCUUUGAAAUUUACAUCUGCCUUAUCGGUAGCUCUGGCGGUUGUGUUUCUCAUCAUCACAGCUGGAAUUUCGAUUAUGAUGUUGAUCAGUGGUGGCGUGGCAAUGCCAAGAUUGCUACCGGAUGUUACUGACUUAACAUCCUUUUGGAAUCUUUUCACAGUUGUGCCCGUUCUUGUCACAGCGUUUAUUUGCCAUUACAAUAUUCACAGC